AUGAAAUCGUCAGGUUUAAGCGUUGUUUUUAUCGCCUUGUGUUCGAUUUGUGGUGCGGAUGUUCCUUUUCCAUCUUAUGAAGAACUUGUGUCGUUUGAUCUCAGAAAAUUAAAUCCAAAACCACAAAGAAAUAACACAUACAAAUUGUUAGAACUAAAGUCAGUGAUCAAUCAGGUACAUGACGUCACUUUCUUAAAAUCGUUAGCAGAUUCAAACAAUGGUUUUCUUACGUCAUCAACAGAAGAAGGACCAAACCUACUAGCCGACAACUACACUGUAUCUGAAAGCUGUCGAGAGAGCUGGAAUUGGACAAUGACUGCAUUGACCAUAAAUGAGUUCUGGGCUUUAAAGAUGCUUGACGCGUCCGCCAAAAUUGAACCUGGGGUUAUAGACGGUCAUUCAAAGUGGCUUGGGUCAUUUGACGAAUGUUUUAAUCUGGAAGCCCCCGUGAAACACUUUUACUUCGAACCAGUUGAGACACAAUUCUGUUUUGCUCACAUUCCAGUUAAAUUGCAAUAUAUUCCAUUGGAGGUAGAUACGGGGCUGUGUGUACCAAAAGCUUGUUCACCGAGGGAUAUAAUGAAACUUUACAACGACUUAUUUGCUACAAUUGAGAGGUUUCGACCUACAGCCAAUCCAAUACGUGCUAAAUAUGUAUAUUGCCACGAGAAACCAGAAAUUGACACAAGAGCCAUCGUUGCUAUAGUUAUACUCGGAAUAUUUGCCGCCUUAAUAUUAUCAAGCACAGCAUAUGAUGUCAUCAUCAAACAUUGGUUGCAACAGCCCCAACUGAAUUCUUUAAAACCCACACCAAUAGAACAAUCUGCAGAGACAGCUUUACAUAACGAAAAAAGUCCUUUGUUGAUGCAGGAUAAGGCAAAUAUUACACAAAAGGAGGACUCAACACUAGAGAAACUGAUACUUUCGUUUUCGGCUCUCUCUAAUGGGAAAAAGAUUCUCCAAGUAAAUCAAUCCGCGGGAACACUGACAGCGUUAAAUGGGAUACGAUUUCUCAGUAUCUCCUGGGUUGUUCUAGGACACACCUAUGCUUUUAGCAUGAAUGACGCAAGUAAUACAAGUUCUGCAUAUCAAGCGAUCAAACGCUGGACCUUUCAAGCCGUCUCUAACGCCCUAGUUUCCGUCGAUUCUUUCUUUGCUUUGAGCGGACUGCUGUUGUCAUAUCUGACACUGAAGGCUAUGAAGAAUGGACGUGGAAAGCUGAGAAUCAAUUGGUUGAUGUUUUAUUUUCACAGAUUUUGGAGAUUAACACCAGUAUACAUGAUUAUGAUAAUGAUCAGUGCCUGUCUAAGCCGUUAUUUUGGAGAUGGACCGUUGUGGCCAAAGAAUGGAUUCGAGCCAGAUUUUUGUAAAAACACAUGGUGGAGAAACCUUCUUUAUAUCAAUAACUUGUUUGAUAAAGAGCAGUGCUUUGGAGUUUCAUGGUACCUUGCUAAUGAUAUGCAGUUUUUCGUUUUAAGUCCACUGAUGCUUAUUCCAUUGUAUUUUCAUUACCCAAUAGGGAUUGGCGUUUGCUCUGUUUUGCUAUUGGGAUCUGCAAUCGCGCCAGGGGUCGUCUCAAACGUCUUGGAUCUUCCACCCUCAAGUUUCGGUGGAGGCGGAUCUCCAGAAGGAAGAGGGGACUACUUUACCAGCUAUUAUAUUAGACCUCACUGCCGGAUAGGGCCUUACAUAGUAGGAAUCAUCGUUGGAUCUCUACUUUAUAAAACAGACUGCAAAGUAAAAAUAAACAAGUUUCUUAACCUACUGCUGUGGCUCAUCUUUGCAACAUUGGCUAUUCUUGUCCUUUACGGACUCCGUAAUCCCAUUGUCUACCCAGAGGAUGUCCUCAAUCGUGACGUGUCGGCUCUCUACAACGCCACCCACAAAAUUGUCUGGGGAGCAUGCGUAUGCUGGGUCAUAUUCGCUUGUGCUACCGGAAAUGGAGGAUUCAUUAAUACCCUACUGUCGUGGUCUCCAUUCGUCCCUUUGGCUCGACUCUCCUAUUGUAUUUACCUGACACAUGCCAUGGUGAUAUACACUUUCAUAGGGAUGCAACGUACUAACAUUUACAUUGACGACAUAAACACAAUUUAUCUCUUCCUGGGUCAUUUGGUACUAUCCUGUAUGACAGCAUUUGUGGCCUCUGUUUCAUUCGAGGCUCCGAUGAUGGGAUUAGAAAAAAUACUUCUCAGACGACCAAGUCACAAAUAAGAACAAUUAUUAUAUUAAGAGGAAUUAAAGAUCUCUAAUGUUGGGUUAAAGAUGGACAAUUUUUUUGUUCUAUAUGUAUGUUUACACGUACAU
Messenger RNA from Saccostrea echinata, 2304 nucleotides. RefSeq names its product nose resistant to fluoxetine protein 6-like. The transcript has 15 exons. Gene Ontology annotation, molecular function: acyltransferase activity, transferring groups other than amino-acyl groups. Bases 1 to 2211 code for a protein of 736 amino acids. The record is from RefSeq and is a predicted model, not a curated record. NCBI's taxonomy places the organism in Eukaryota, Metazoa, Mollusca, Bivalvia, Ostreida, Ostreidae.